UACUUUAACUGUGUUACAUGAGAAUCCAUAGGGACUUCAGUAACUUUGUUACUUUGCUUGUCUUUUAUCAUCUGCUCAGGUUGUGUACAACUUGAAAUACUCUCUGUUGUAUGUCAAUGUGCUUUACAUAUUUCUCUUCUCCCUCCACAAAACAUGUUGGAGGUGUGGUGAUUUGUUUGGAAGUGUGUGUACUUAAACUGUCUGGACUUUGCUGUUUGCAUACCUUCAGUUUCACAGUCGAUGGGUCACUCAGUGAGCAGGAGUCACAAGUAGCGGCUGCGGCUUUUUCUUCUCUUUUCCAUUUGGUGGUUAAAUGCUAGAGCAACCGCAAACGUGUGGAAUUGAGGUUUACUCAGUCAUCAUGGAGGAGGACAGGGGAAGCCCUCUUUUCAAGUAUCCAGUAUCUGACUUCCUGUUGACAGUCGGUGGUCUGGUGUUCUUUCUCCUGGACGUGGGACUGGACGCGUGGGCGGUGGUGUCUUUUUAUCAGGAAGAGGACUAUGUGUUCAUGGGACUGCUGGUGUUCCUACUCCUAGGUUCCUCGGCCCUGGUCCAGGCUUUCAGCUGGCUGUGGUACCACUAUGACAAGGACGGGACUGAGACCAGGACUGAGAGCCUUGUGAAGAACCUCUGCUCUCUCAAGAUCCUCCAUUUUUUCCAGAUGGGAGUCUACCUCAGAUAUGCUGGUGUGGUGAGGAUCUCGAUAUGUGGCUUCUGCUGUGGAAAGCGUUACAUGGAUGGCGAUGCUGUGUAUCUGACCCAUGACCUGAGCCUGCUGCGCCUCAUCGAGGCUUUCUCUGAGAGCACCCCACAGCUUGUCCUCAUGAUCACUAUCAUUGUCCAGAGGGGAGAGGUUGAGCCCAUCACAAUCUUGAAGGCACUUGGUUCAGCAUCUGCCAUCGCCGUCAGUGUGACCAUGUAUCACCGUUCCCUGCGCUCCUUCCUCCCUGACAAGGCCAAGCAGGGCUGGUUCUCCUCUGUGGUCUACUUCCUGUGGAACCUGCUCCUUAUUGGUCCACGUGUGGCAGCAGUCGCCCUCUUUGCCUCAGCCUUCCCCUGCUUUAUCACUGCCCACUUCCUGUCUUCCUGGAUGGUUCUCUUUUUCUUUGCCUGGCGACUCAAGACAGACUUCAUGGACAGCGCCGGUGGAGAAUGGCUCUACCGGGCCACUAUAGGACUCAUCUGGUAUUUCAGCUGGUUCAAUGUUAUAAAGGGGGACACCAGGUGCCAGAGCACCCUCUACCACACCUGGAUAGGAGUGGAUAUUGGUAUGCUUUGUGGUGUUUGGGUGUGGCAGAUGAAGAAGAACCCUCCAUAUUUUGAACUGCCACUAGAUCCCUAUGUUAUCCUUGGCAUUAUGAUCUCAUUCUACAUUGUUGGGCUCGGUCUUAAGGUGAUAUACUACAAGUACAGUCACCCAAAGAUCACACAGCUGAGAGAAGACGAGCGUUGCCUCGAACCGGAGCCAAGGUCUGAGCCAGAGGAUCUCACCUCAGAUUCCCAUGACGAAGUGGACUGUAGGCUUAUGAGCCAUAGAAUGGGUCCUACAGAACCAGUCAAAACCUUAUCAGACCCUCCAGACCCGGUCAUCAGAGUCAAUAAGAGGAUGAGGAACUUAGCUGAUAACUUUUACUCCUGAAUGGAUCAUCAGAGACCUCCUACACAUGGAGAAGGCUGUAUGGGCUUGUUUGACAUUGCAGCCAACAUUGCAGUCAGUCUCAAUGAGUCAUUCAGUCACAAUUUACCCACAAUGACUAAAUGGUCUGUCACAUGUGGAGAUGGAAUCCACAUGACAGAUGGCUGUGUGAGUGCUUCCCACACUGGUGAAAAUACCAAGUUCCUUUAAAAAAAAAUAUUUAAUCUUUAUUUUGACAGGGAGUCAUGCUGAGACCAAGGGCUCUUUUACAGAUGAAUCUGGAGGCGAAAGAAACACACACCUGUUUAGGCGAGGUACUGGCUAUGAGUGUUUGUUUGUUGUUGGAACAUCUGUUUAAUGGAAUACUUCAGCUCCCCUAAUCGUGAUAUUUCAACUGAACAUGUAGGUUGCUCACCUGCACAUACCCCGACUCAUUUUAGAAGUAAGAGUUAUUUUGUACCUCCAGCUAAUCGCAAUCACUCUAUUGAGACAUAUUGCAGACUCGUUGAAAAAUAUGUUGGUAAUCUCCUUCAGAACAAAACAGGAGUACACAUCCUUCCAUAAUUUAACAGAGAAUGAAAAACAAGAUUUGCUUGAUUUACAAUCCAAUAUAUCAGUCCUUACCCGUCCUGCUGAUAAGGGUGGGUCAGUUAUACUCAUGGAUAGUACAGUUUAUCUAAAGGAGUGUCAUAGACAACUGCUUGACAACACCUCUUACAAGAAACUCAGAAGUGACCCCACUUCCUCAUUUCAGAACACUAUCUUUACUGUCCUAGAUGGGUAUUUAAAUUCUGGUCAGAUCACCAAAAAAAACACAACUUUUUGGUUAUUCAACACCCUAAAAGUGUCACUUUCUAUACUUUGCUGAAAUUACACAAGAAUGUUACAAAACCUGCAGGGCGCCCUAUUGUAGCGGGCAUUGACGCAGUAACGGCCCCUUUUAUCGACUUUUGUUGACUUUUUAUUAGACCACUCGCAGAACAGCUCCCCUCCUUUGUAAAGGACACCAGCAGUAUCUCUAUUAGUGAAUCUCUUGAUCCUCUCCCUGAAAAUACUUUGUUAGUUACUUUUGAUGUUGAGUCGUUAUACACAAAUAUUCCACACGAGGGCGGUAUUGAAGCCAUGGAACAUUUUCUUCUGCAACGUGACCCUAAUGAAUUAAUUACCUUCCAGUGCCUGCAUUAUAACAUUGGCUGAAAUAGUACUCACACAUAACUAUUUCAUGUUUGUAAAUGAUUUCUUUAUUCAUACGAAGGGUACUGCUAUGGGAUCCCCAUGGCUCCUAACUAUGAUCAUUUGUAUGUGGGUUACAUGGAGAAACAGUCCAUUUUCAAUCCUCUCAACAACAAAAAUUUUGUCUAACAUUAUUUGGAAACGGUACAUUGAUGAUAUUUUUGUUCUAUUGAGGGGUGAAGCAAAACCGCUCCAGGCAUUUCAUGCUUUUCUUAACUCUUGUUCUGAGCACCUGAGAUUUACUAUGAAAUCUGACACACGUCAAAUCAGUUUCCUUGAUCUUCUGAUUUUGUUUGAGGAUAAUGUUCUAUACACUGAUCUUUACAGGAAACCUACUGAUCGUAACAGUUUGUUGAAAAACAGUUUGCCCUAUAGCCAAUUCUGUCGAAUCAAAAGAAUUGUACAAAAAACAAUCAGAUUUCGACAGAAAUAUGGCUGAGACGCAAAGCAAAUUCAAGGAGGGGGGUACAAAAAUGGUCAGAUUAAUACUGCCAUUGAGAAAAUUCAAAACUAAUCGAGACAUGAUCUCUUUCAAGGACAAGUCUCGCAAAAAGAAGCAUUCUUGCAUUCUAGCUACCCGCUAUUCAAAGUGUUCUGAACAAAUUACGGGAAUCUUUCACAAACAUUGGCACAUUCUAAGAUCCGAUGACAGUAUCGGUAAUGUGUUUUCGGACUCUCACUUGGUCGUAUUCUCACGGGGCAGAAAUCUCUGAUAAAUUGGUAAACUCUGAUUUACCAGCCUAAAAUAUCCCUGCACGUCUAUUUGCGCCUCUACCGGAUGGAAACUACAAGUGUAAUGGCUGCUCCCAAUGCAAUGGCACUUAAAAAUGUAGAUCAUUCAAACAGAUCCCUAUCAAAGGUGUUAUCACGUGCUCCACUAAGGCAGUUAUUUAUCUUGUAACUUCUCCUUGUGGUAAAAAGUAUAUGGGUAAAUCAAAGCGCAAAUUAAAAGUACAAAUCACGGAGCAUCGUAGCACCAUUAGGUGCAAAAACUUGAUUUACCCAGUUGCGGCCCACUUUUUGGAAGUGAACCACUCAAUUUCGCCCAACGUUAUAUCGGCAUUGAACAUGUCACCCUCCGUAGGAGAUGGGGUGACCUCGACAAUUUAUUAUUAAAAUGAGAGGCUGCCUGGAUCUUUCAUUUAAAGACCCUUGCUCCCUUUGGUCUCAAUGUAGACUUUGAUCUGAAGCCAUUGUGAUUUUGCUACUCAUUGUAAAUGUGUGUAGCCAAAUUGUAUCUACGCUAUGCUAUCCAUUCAUGUUUUUUGUAUGUUAUUUUUAUAUCUGGGAAUUAACUAAUGAUAUGAGGUCACACCCGGCCAUGAUUAGACACCUGUGUGUGUCCUUAGACACUAAACUAGUGCCCCGUAGUGUUUGUCAUUAUACCCUGAUGACUGUCGAAACGUUGGAUAUUAGGUUAUUAUAAACUGGUUGGUUCAGCCCUGAAUGCUGACUGGCUGACAGCCAUGGUAUAUCAGACCAUAUACCAUAUACAUUUAUUUUUACUGCUCUAAUUAUGUUGGUAACCAGUUAAUAAUAGCAAUAAGGCACCUCGGGGGUUUGUGAUAAAUGGCCAAUGUACCACGGCUAAGGGCUGUGUCCAGGCACUCCGUGUUGCGUCGUACUAAGGAACAGCCCUUAGCCGUGGUAUAUUGGCUAUAUACCGCACCUCCUCGGGGGCAAAUCAUGAUGUCAGUGAUCUUCAGGUCGGAAAGUUGGAGCUCUAGAAAGAGGCCCGAGUUGGAUGACCGUUCAAAAAAAAUAAUCCCAGUCGGAGGUCAUUUUUUUUCAGAGUUCAAAGUUGUCUAUCUGAGUUCCCAGUUGUUUGAACGUGGCAUCAGAUUGUAACUAUGGUACCUCAGGGUUGCCAGCGCAUACCCCCCCCUCCAGGGGUUUUAUUUUUAUUUAACUUAUAAACUUUUCCUGUGCUUGUCCCCUAUUUAUUGAUAAAUCCCCCAUCAUAGUGGUUUCAUCCAAACUUGACAACCCUGAUAAACUUUAGCGUAUGGUUAGGCAGUAGGCUUCUAUUUGGAGUGAUGAUCUGUGAGGUGAUAACAUUUUAUUUGCUUUGUGAUUUGUCAAAAACUGUAAAUGACUUGUCAAGUCAUGUUCUCCAGUUCUUGUAUACACUAUAACUAGUACAGUGAAGAUUUGUAAUAUGCUGAAAAGUGGCCAAACUAAGUUCAUAUUUUUCAGGCAAUGGGCGCAGCCAUCUUUGACUUUGUUUAUUUGCGUUUUAUAGUGAAUGGCAUUCUGGGAUUAGGGAGUAUUUACUUGUCAGACAAACAUGGCUGCCAUCAUAAAGAAUUGAACUGCUGUUAGAUCACUAUGAUCGCCAGGAACUUUACUUUUGGUCUCUAAUUUUAAUUGUUGCGCUACUGGUGAUGCCUGUUGAUGUUAGGUAGGCAGCUACAGUAGCUGAAUGAUGUUAACAUCUUCGGGUUUUGUUUCAUUAAAUGUAUUUUAUUUAAUCUGGGUGCUUACGUCACCUACUAACACCCUGGAACUACCCGUAGCUCCAGUUCUCCUCAGUCCGAGAAAACACUGAGAAAGAAAGGUAUGUGUUGCAGAUUACUCCUUUUGUAGAAGUCCAUAAAGUGAAAUAAAUAAAACAGGUUAAUGCUGUAGAUAUUGUUAUAAGGGAGCGUGAGACUAUUGAAACACGUAACUUUCAGAGUUUUGUCGUUAUUAAUAUAGUUUACAGAGUGCUAAAAGUGUUGCUAGCUAGCAUGCCUUUCUGUGAUGCAGACGGUUAGCUGAGCUGCCGACUGGUGAUGGUGUUGCAUUAUGGGAGAUGUAGUUUUGGCCCUCUAAGGUCUAAGAAUUAAGAUUAUACAUUCUUCGUAUUAAGGACUGAUUAUUAUUUUAUACUAUACAUUAUGGCUUUAUGUAUGAGUGUGAUUGUGUGAGUCUGAGAAAACAGAGAGAAAGAACAACUUGUCAGCUGGUGCAUUGGAGACUGAUGUGUUCCUGUCCUGUCUUUUCACAAUACUAUUGCAGAUCAACAUAAAAGCCUAAAAGACA
Salmo salar (Atlantic salmon) is the source of this 5893-nucleotide messenger RNA. Its product is annotated as XK-related protein 8. Gene Ontology annotation, biological process: phosphatidylserine exposure on apoptotic cell surface; engulfment of apoptotic cell; apoptotic process involved in development. NCBI's taxonomy places the organism in Eukaryota, Metazoa, Chordata, Actinopteri, Salmoniformes, Salmonidae. The record is from RefSeq and is a predicted model, not a curated record. Gene Ontology annotation, cellular component: plasma membrane.